Messenger RNA from Danio aesculapii, 3492 nucleotides. RefSeq names its product UNC93-like protein MFSD11. The transcript has 14 exons. NCBI's taxonomy places the organism in Eukaryota, Metazoa, Chordata, Actinopteri, Cypriniformes, Danionidae. The coding region runs from base 335 to 1678 and encodes 447 amino acids. The record is from RefSeq and is a predicted model, not a curated record.
GCGCAAUGUGCCUAAUAAAUACAGAUCCACUGUUGAUCUAAGCGUAAACUUACCCUACCCUGCCUUACCUUGAGGGCACUUAGUGAACUUUCAGCCCUUACACAAGAAAAAGAAAAGAGUAAACAUUACAAAUACUUUCAUACGCGUUUUUAUGUCCAUGAGGAAAACAGUCAAUCUCCACUGACUGCGCGCGUGACCGACGCAGCAGCGACUACGUGUUAGUUUGGCUUUGUGAAUCGGUUUUCUUUCCUGGAUGCUGUUAACAUUUACAUGGACCAAAAGCCACCAUCGUUAAAACUCCGGCAUCUUACAUGAGGACUUACAUGCUGAGCUGAUGAUGGCGGACAUUAGGACAUAUAAUGUUGUUGUUUUGGGGAUAGGAUUUUUGCUCAUAUUUACAGCCUUCACCACCUGUGGGAAUAUCGAACAAACAGUGGUGAAAAGCUUGAACAGCACUAACUUUACUGGGAGUGGGUAUCACAGCCUUGGAAUAAUAUAUGGAGUCUUUUCCUUCUGUAAUAUACUAGCUCCCACUAUCGUUGCGGUAAUUGGAGCUCGGUUUACGAUGUUCUUGAGUGGCAUUCUUUAUAGUGGUUAUAUAGCUGUAUUCAUCAUUCCAUCCACAUGGUCCUUUUAUUUCACAUCAGUGGUCAUUGGCUUUGGGGCAGCCAUGCUUUGGACGGCUCAAGGACACUUUCUAGUGGAGAACUCUGACGCUUCCACCAUCAACAGGAACACAGGAGUGUUUUGGGCGUUACUGCAGUGCAGUAUGUUGUUUGGCAAUCUGUACGUUUAUUUUGAUUGGAAAGGAAAAACUGAAAUAUCAGAUAGAGAAAGAAAGAUUAUGUUCACGGCUCUGCUGGUGAUCUCAGUACUCGGGACACUGAGUUUUCUUGCCUUGAGGAAGGUCCGUCAGCUGGAGGAGGCUCUGUCUGAAGAAGAAGGCCAGUCUCUGUUAUCAGCCAGAUUCAUAUAUAAACAAAAAGCAGCCUCUGCUGUGACGGAAGCUAAAACAGAGUUAAAGACGAUUGUGGAAAUCUUCAAAUCCAAAACCAUAUUGUUGUUAAGUUUCUGCAUGGCAUACAGUGGUUUGGAGCUGUCAUUUUACAGUGGUGUUUAUGGGACUUGCAUUGGGGCCACAGAACACUUUGGCAAUUCAGCAAAAGGCUUAAUUGGCAUCUCAGGAAUUGUGGUUGGAAUUGGAGAAAUUGUUGGAGGAGGAUUGUUUGGCCUUGUGUUGAAGAAUAAUCGUUUCAGACGCACAUCAGUAGUCUUCUUAGGGAUGGUUGUCCACUUUGUGGCCUUCUAUCUGAUAUUUCUCAACAUACCAGAUGAUGCUCCUGUGGUUCUACAAACAAGCUCGCAGCAUAAUCCAUAUCUGGCACCAAGUGUGUCAAUCGCUCUGCUGUGCAGUUUCUUGUUGGGUCUUGGCGACAGCUGUUUCAAUACUCAGCUCUACAGUAUUCUGGGCCGGGCGUAUGCUGAGCAGAGUGCACCUGCCUUUGCCAUAUUUAAAUUCAUACAGUCUGUUUCUGCAGCUGUGGCCUUCUUCUACAGCGGCUACAUUCUGCUGACCUGGCAGCUCCUCGUGAUGGUCAUCAUGGGCUUCAUAGGGACGCUGUGUUUCUUCAUGGUGGAGAGGAUGCAGAACAUGUCCGCUGAUGCACAGGAGUAUUAGGCUGGAGUCUCGCUCAGGACACACAUUUCAGUAAGCGGUUGCACUUGCACUAUUUGUAUGUUGUAAUUAAGAUGAAGUUGUUAGGAUAAAACACUAGUGAUUCAUGAGAAGGUGCCUUUUUUGAUAUUUGGACUUUAAAAUACAGGAUUUCUGGGUUUUUUUUCUCUAUUUACAUGCUUUUAUAGAUUAUUGAUAAUUGGGAAUGCAUUGUGGUGAUGUUGUGUUAUCAAAUAUACUAUAGAGGUGCGUGAUAUUUAUCAUCUGUCAUAAUAUCAUCAUUGGGGUUUUAGCAAUUUUCUAGCUGACAUUAUUGAGAAUUUCACACUAUUUGACAAAAAAAAAACAAUAACACGUCUUGAGAGUCUGAAAUCUUAGGAAGCUGAAAAUAAUGCACUUAAUGAUCCUGUAAUUUAAUAUAUGAAAGAAAAAAAAAAAGUUAUAUAUUUUUUUCAUUUAGUUCAAGAUAUAAAUAUAGGCUGAUUUUGACUUCUGCAUCAAGCGCAUGCUUCAGCGCAGCAUUCACAUGGUCGCAUAGCCCUCACUGUGGCUGGCGCCGUCGCUGACGUGCACCUCUCAAAAAAACGUAACUACACAUAGCAGUGAGUGUUUCCAAGUGUCGAGUCCUGUGAAGUAGCUCUAGAUGGAAAAAGUAGCUCUAGAUGUAUUGUUUUGUGUUUACCUUAUGAUUAUUGUUGCACGUCCGCCGGUUCCCGCCUCUGAAUGAGCAUGUUUUAGCUAUGUGUUCAUUCAGAAAAAAACAACACACACGUGAAGAAACUUGACACAGAGGAACAGAAAUCUACUGCCAGCUAGUGUUUCAGAAGCGUUAUUGCAGAGCAACACAAACAGCACACAGAAGUAUAAAUGCAGCACUACGCACAAGGCAGGCGCCGUGGGUCACGUCAAUCACUUAACGCAGAAGUAUAAACCAGCCUUUAGUCCACACAAGCAUGACUAAGUAUUCACAGAAUAUCAGUGUACGGCCUUAAUUGCAAAUGUGAUAUUUAUUUAAAGGCACAAUAUGUCAUUUUCACCACUAGAGGGUGUAUAUUCACAACAAACAAUGUUAUAGUUUGAUGACGGCGUGACUGAUUGUGUAAUCAGUUGGGAGUUGUCACCUUCCCUGAUUAUGAUUUCUGUAGAAGUUUAAAAGGAUGUAACUGGAAAUCAAGGGUGGAUGACAUUAUUAGCAUGGUGACACAGAACAUUAGUUAAAAUUGCUUAUCUCUCUGGAUCUGGACUUUGAAACAUUUGGUAUAAUGUAUGUACAUACAUCCGCAAAAUAAAUAAUGCUGUUCUAGUGGUUUCUGAAUAUUAUAAUGAACAAAUGUUACAUAUUGUGCCUAACUAUUCAAACUGUUAAUACAAUAUUGAGAAGGUACAUUAUGUCAAAUUUGUACGUUUGUUCACCAAUGAAAAUUGCGCAUCUCAAAGCCACAUUGCAGUAUUUUGUUCCUGAAUCAAUCUGGUUUCGAAUGAAUCAUUCCAAAAAUUCAGUUUCUUUCUAUAUGGAUAUCAUUCAUUUUUAACAAAUCUGACUGAAAGUUUUAUUAAAUCAGUCAUUAAAUGGGGACUUUGCAUGAGGGUUUUUACUGUAUAGAGAAUUUUGAGGCAGCCACCUCCAUCAAAUGUUCUACCACUUCCUCCUUUUGACAAAAAUCAGGCAGGCAGUCACAGGAAGCGACAGACCCCAACUGAUGCUCAAGCACUGGUCAUCAUGUAUUUAAUUACAUUCAAUGUUUGCCUUUUCAAAUAAGAUGGUUUACUUCAUAAGAUUACAAGGAUAAUGCAAAAUGUGUUUCAACAAAACCCUA